Molecule: messenger RNA, 4792 nt
Organism: Urocitellus parryii (Arctic ground squirrel)
Lineage: Eukaryota; Metazoa; Chordata; Mammalia; Rodentia; Sciuridae
Gene: Rrp1b
Product: ribosomal RNA processing 1B
Biological process (GO): rRNA processing
Cellular component (GO): nucleus; preribosome, small subunit precursor
Source: RefSeq, a predicted model, not a curated record
GUUUCAGCCAAGAAGAACUCCUAAAAAUAUGGAAAGGACUCUUCUACUGCAUGUGGGUGCAGGACGAACCCCUUCUGCAGGUAACACAGCCCCUUUGUCGUGUUCCUGGACCUUUGGCACGCUGGCUAAGAGAGACUUGAUGUUGACCCUCAGUCAGUGCCCUGGCAUACCUAAGCAGAUUGGGAAUGAGUGCCUCCAGGAGCCGGUUUCUCAGCUCGUCUGAACAGAAAGGGAUGCUGCACCAGCUUUUAGGUUAAUCAUCUUUCAAAUACAAUGGAUAUUCUAAGUCGUAGACUUCUGUCAUCAUUUCAUAGAUUCCAUGGAGGAGCUAGCGAACUCUAUUUCCCAACUCAUCCAUGUUGUUAACAGCUCAGAGGCUCAGCACCUGUUCAUUCAGACCUUCUGGCAAACCAUGAAUCGAGAAUGGAAGGGAAUAGACAAGCUGCGCCUGGACAAAUACUACAUGCUGAUUCGCCUGGUCCUGAGGCAGUCUUUUGAAGUUCUGAAACGGAAUGGCUGGGAGGAAAGCCGAAUCAAGCUCUUUUUGGAUGUUCUGAUGAAGGAGAUCCUUUGUCCUGAGAGCCAGUCUCCUGAUGGAGUGAGGUUCCACUUCAUCGAUAUUUAUUUGGACGAACUAUCCAAAGUGGGAGGAAAAGAGCUUUUGGCAGAUCAGAACCUCAAGUUUAUUGACCCAUUCUGCAAAAUUGCUGCCAAGACCAAGGACCACACACUGGUACAGACUAUAGCUAGGGGUGUUUUUGAAGUCAUUGUAGAUCAGUCUCCUCUUGUACCUGAAGACACAGUGGAGGAACAGAAAACCAAAGUGGGUGAUGGUGACCUCCCUGAAGAGGAGACUUUUGAAAACGAGGCAGCUUGGAAAAAAGUAGUUAGCAGAAAGAAGACAGCACUGAGCAAAUGCCCCUCCAGGAGAGAUGGAAUCAGUGAUAAAAGAGGAAGAAAGGACUGUGGUACCUUGGAGGACACGGGGCUACUUCUCCAGUUUGACUAUAAGGCUGUUGCAGACCGACUCUUGGAAAUAACCAACAAGAAAAACAUUCCUCCCUUCAACCGGAAACGUCUCUACAAACUCAUCAAAAAGUUCCAAGGCCUUUCUGAAGGUGGUAUAUCUCAACUCAGUUUUCCUGAGGACAUUGCUGCUGAUGAAGGUGAUCAAGYUCUCAGUCAAAGAAGACAUAAGAAAAAAAGACGUAAGCUCUUAGAGAAAGCUGACUUGGAGAAGGAAACAGGAAACAGAGUCUUUCUUGCUGAGGAAAAGGACAGUGAAGGCCGCAUUCAGAAAAGAAAAAGGAAAAAAAAGAAGAGGAGCCACCCCCAGUCUGAGACUCUGGACCUGAGGGACACAGCCUCACCCUCAGCACAGAGCAGGGGCAGGGAGCCUGAGCCUGCUCAGAGGCAGGUCCCCCAGGUGGGAGCGGCCGAGUCUAGCACCAGGGAGGAGAGCAGCUCGGAGCAUCCUGCCUCCGUCCCCACAGGUGGCAGGAGGAACCGGCUGAAGAGAAAGAGCCUGGGCGCACAGGGAGAGAUCCGGGACCCCACAGAGCUGCCUCUGGAGGACAAGGCCCAGAGUGGCCCUGGCAGCAGCCAUCCUCAUGGACCUGCUGCCAGAGGCUCCCCAACAGAUGGAACCCAAGUCCCGAAAAGGAAGAGGAAGCUUGGAGUGCACCCUGUCAAUGGCAGUGGCCAGACCACCUUGCCCCAGUGCAGGAGGCCACAAAAAAAGAAGGCAGAGCCCAGCAGCCUUGACCUCUAUAGUCUGUCCAGUCAGAAGACAAUUUUGAAAAAGAGGAAGAAGAUGAAAGAAAUGUCAAGCUUGAUAGAAUACAACGGAAUACUGGGAUCCAGAGUCAGACAGCUCCAAGCUCUGGGAAGCAGCAGGACUGUCGCCCCUUUGAAGAAGCAGCCACUGAGGACAGAAAAGGAUUUUGUGAAGUUUGACACCCACUUCUUACCAAAGCCCCUCUUCUUCAGAAAAGCCAAGAGCAGUGCUGCCCCUCGCCCUGCAGAGCAAGCYGUCCAGCUGGACAGAACAACCAGCAGUGCCAAGAAAGUCACCUUUGGGUUGAACAGAAAUACCACUGCAGAAUUCAAGAAGACGGACAAGAGUAUCCUGGUCAGCCCCACAGGCCUCUCCCGAGUGGCCUUCAACCCUGAGCAGAGGCCCCUCCAUGGAGUGCUGAAGACCCCCACCAGCUCUCCCCUGGAAACCAAGAAGCUGCUGGCUGCCACUCAAAAGAGAAGGCCAACGGCUGCGGACUUCUUCUGAGAACAGAGUCCCUUUUAAAGACUGCUUUUGUACAGAAUAUUCUAUAAAUUAUAUCUUUGAAAAUAUGGGCUUUUUUAUCAUUUUAUAAAUCCUGUUACGUCCCGAUCCUGGGAUGACCCGCAGCUUGCCCAGGGCUCACACGGCUGGGCCUCAGUUUACCAUUAGCUGCCUGCCUGUGUGCUUCAGCUCUCCAGAAUUCACUCUGCCCUCGGGGGCUGCCACCACAUAGGAASUAAGAUCGUGUGUCCCUCCCUUACCACACAUUCUGUUGGCACCUGUGGCCAGCCUCCAUUUCUCAGAACCUYGGUGCCCAUCACCGGCCACCAUGCCAUGUUGCUUUUUGGUUACUUUCAGUUUCAUGGUUUGUUUUCUUUUAAAAGCCUGUGGACUCCAUUCCCACGUCCUGUGGGCAUUUGACAGUUCUGAUGGGUAUGAUUCUCCAAAUCAGCAAUACCCAGUCUUUUCUACCUGUAAUCAGCAGAGGGGUGGACCAGCCAGGUUCCUCUGCUCUCUGAGCUGCUCACCCUGCCUGCUGCACGUCUUUCUACCUCUACAGCAAGCCCCAAGUGUCUUCAGGUCCUCAGCUCCCACCCAGAACCCCACCCACACUUGAACCCUCUGUGAAUGUCACACACACUGUUCCCAGGACCUGUGUGACCGAGAGCCCAAAGCCAGCUGCUACCCUAGGUUAACAGGCCCUCAGGCACAGGGGCAGCGUCUGGACCCUGAGCUUCUGCUGAGUGGGAAGCAGCCACCAGGAAGACCUGAGUACAUGCUUGCUGCCUGCUGCCUAGACAAGGCGCUCUGGCUUACCGUCCUCCUAAAGCUUUCCUGACAAGGUASUUCCAGUACCAGCACUGGAAGGCAUUCCAUUUUGUUGGAGAAGCUGAUCUUUUAGAGCCAGACUUGUUCUUAAGGAAGCCACCAUGGUCGAGAGACGGCCAUUGGGGAAUGACUGUCACGAGGCCAGGUUUUCACCAUGGUUUAUGCAGUUAUAGAUCCUAGAUGAAAACAGCCAGGAGACAUGGCYGGGCUGCCCUUCAUCCUGCUCUGCCCUCACCCUGGCCCUGCCCUCCUCCACUCUGGCUCCCUGACAGGACCCCUCUGGUUGCUUUAAUUGUCCUGCUGUGACUUAGUGCAGCUGAGAGGCCCCCUAGGGUUUGAAAACUGGUCUAAUUUGGGUUUCAUUUAUUCACAGAAGUAGGGUGGGGCUUCAUCUGCAAAUAGGGUAAGUUGAUGGCCUAAAGAGAAGGAAGCAGGGCUCCUUGGGUGUCUAUCCCUUUGUCCUGUGCCACCCACUGAGCCAGUGGGGCUGCUCAGGAGUCCCCUGGAUGUUGAGGCAGUCCUGGGACAGUGUGUGUGACAUUCACAGGUGUCCACUGCCAUGUCUAGAACAUCUGCUUCAUGUGCCUAGGCUUGGGAGGCUCUGCUCAGAAGAGUGGCUGCCACAGGCCCAUCGGGACAGUAAGGCUUUGUCGGGAUUGAGUCAUGGAAGAAGAGAAAGCUAACGUCUUGCAGUUAAGUAGCCAUGUGGUGAGACCCUCCCGCACAGCGUAAGGGGGUUGUGGCUGCAUGGUUUCAGGGUGCUCACUAAGGUCACAGUCAAAACCAAAACCAGCAUCGCAAACCAUGAGGUUUAAGGGAACAAAUGCUUUCAGUUUUUCGUUGUAAAAUGUUCACUAUUCUUGGCCAAAAUAUUUUUUAAUAGUUUUCAGCUUUAAAGAUAGGUCGUAUGGCCAAAGAUAUUGAGCUGCACCAGGGCAGUGGUGGUGCACAGGUUCUGGGGACUCGCCAGGCCUUUGGCAUGUCCACAGGCCUGCCUGUCCUGAGCGCAUUGCCAGAGUCAGACCCGAGGGGCUCUGCGCUUCUUGUGUCCUUUGUCCUGCAGGGGUCUGGCUGACUCCAUCAUGUGUGCUGGCCAAAUGGGCUUCCUGUGGUUUGUUUUAAUGCCUAUAUUUUGACAAGGAAGGACAAAACCUUUUUUUUUUUUUUUUAACUUUCAUGACCUAUACCACCCAGUAAGAAUAUGUUACAUAAAGAAUAUGUGUUUUCUAUUUGAUGCAUGUUAUUUUCCUGGUAAAAUUGCCAAGGAGUCUUGAAAGUCCAGGAAAGGAAAAUGKAAACGGAUGCUGGUGAUCAUAGCAGCAAUGUUUUGUAAAAUGAUCAUCUCGCCUCUCCUCCAUAGGUCUGGACAAUUUUGUACAAUUUGGUAUCAGACUUGACAGAUUUAYUAUUCUUUCUAACUUCUUAGACUAAAAGCACAAAAAUGAAUAUGAGGAAACCCUGGAAGCAAUCAUUAUUGUCGGGAUAACUAUGAAGUUGGGUCUGUCCUUUGAUUUUUGUAUGUGUUUUCUCUCAAUUACCUACCUGUGCUGGCAAGGAUGCUGUUUACGAUCCAGUUGUAUCCGUGUCUUCAAGGUUUGUCAGUACUCCUCAAAGCUGCAUUCCUAUUAAAAAAGGUGUCUUUGCCCUCAGAUUUGUAUUUGGUUUUUGACUGUGGCCACCAGG